AUGCCGGCCCCUAUCGACCCCGAGAGCAUUUACACCAAGCAAUCAUGUAUUGGUGGUGGAAGCUUCGGCAAGGUCUACAAAGGAGUUGAUAGAAGGACUGGAGAAUCAGUCGCGAUCAAGAUUAUUGAUGUCGAAAAUGCCGAAGACGAGGUGGACGACAUCAUUCAGGAGAUCGCGAUCCUGUCCGAACUGAAAUCUCCAUACGUGACCAAGUACCACGGAUCAUAUUUGAAAGGCUCUCAUCUAUGGAUCAUCAUGGAAUUCUGCUCUGGCGGCAGUUGCCAUGGCCUUCUACGUGCUGGAGUGAUUGCCGAAGAAUACAUUGCAAUCAUCUUACGGGAGCUUUUGCGAGGAUUGGACUACCUGCACAGUGACCAUAAGCUGCACCGGGAUAUCAAGGCUGCAAACAUUCUUCUUAGCGCAAGCGGGCAGGUCAAACUAGCUGACUUUGGUGUUUCGGGACAACUCUCUGCGACCAUGACCAAGAAGAACACAUUCGUCGGAACGCCUUUCUGGAUGGCCCCUGAGGUCAUCAAACAGUCGGGCUACGAUUAUAAGGCAGAUGUCUGGUCUUUGGGAAUUACUGCCAUCGAAUUGGCAUGUGGAGACCCUCCAUAUGCAGACAUCCAUCCAAUGAAGGUGUUAUUCUUGAUCCCUAAGAACCCUCCUCCCACUCUCAAUGGCAAUUUCACCAAGCCUUUCAAGCAGUUUGUGGAGCUGUGCCUGCGUCGGGAUCCAAAGGAGCGUCCUUCCGCCAAGGAGUUGCUCGAGCAUCCAUUCGUCAAACGUGCUAAAAGAACUACAUACCUGACAGAGCUUAUCGAACGCGCAGAGCGCUGGCAAGCGACUCAUCGCGGCCAGGAAGAUGACCAAGACGACUACGAUGAGAUUGGUGAACCGGUUUACGAGAAAACCGAAGCGCACGAAGAUCUUUGGGACUUUGGCACCGUACGUCCCGCUGGACGAGAUCCUGGUCCACCUUUACGACCACUGAAUGACUCGAACAUCAAUUCGCGCACUACAGAGACAGAUGAGUGGGAUUUGGGUGAUGAGACUGCCAAAAAUAUGCCUGGAUCUCGUCCAGUAAUGCAGCAGGCUAAGCCAGCCAACCCCGCUGUUGAACUCUCUCCAUCGGAAACUCCCCUUCCGCCCUCUGCACCAUCUUCUCCUUUGAAGAGCAAGUGUUCUGCACAGCCAGCGGCUUCUCCACGCAAUCAUCGUCCUGUUCCGACGUCCAACACACCCAGAGAAGAUUCUCCUGGCAGGAGCUACAAUGAGCGAUACACAAAGGCAAUGCUGGAUUACGCAAGUAACCUGGGCCCUGAUCCUGUACCACAUAAGCAAUCUCCCUUUGCAGCUGGGUCACGGUCUGCGAGACCUGUACAGUCCCCCAAUAAUAUCGCACCAGAGCAACCUCGGUCUCCUACCAUCCAGGUUGCUAGAAAGCCCGCUCCUCUUCAACGCCCCCUUCCCAAUGCCCCAGCUAGCCCAGCACUCUACAGACCGUCGUCUCAAGCGAGCCUGCAGCAACAGCCCGAGGCAUCCCCAGGUGUGAAACCUGUGUCUGGGCUAAAAUCCAAGCUCGCACCAGGCAGGCAGGAUGAGCGGUAUGCAAGGAAGCAUACUGCGACCCAACUUCCUCGCGUAAAUGAUCAUCCGAAGCAGCCUCCUAACCCCCCGAAGGCUCCAGCUGAGAACGAACGAGCGACUGCUUAUGGCUCCAUCAUCGUCCCCGCUCUUCGGGCAGCCAUGAACCGACGCGGUCGCCACCUAGCCCGCCUUGAGCCCGGGCGAAACCAAAACCCGAGCGAUAGCCAGCCCACAGCCGAGGAGGAGAAAAACUGGGAACGCAGUGUCCACAUUCAUCGCGGUAUGGAGCAGCUGGCAGAUGAUAUAGCAAAGUCCUUCGCCAACCUUCAUCGCUGGGAUUCGGAAGCCCCAGUGCAAAUGGAGGGAGGCGUCGAUGCAGUGCUUGACGCUUUUCUAGAAGAAGUCCUGGUGCGGCUUCAACCUAAUCCUUUAUGA
Penicillium canariense is the source of this 2025-nucleotide messenger RNA. Its product is annotated as putative Ste20-like serine/threonine protein kinase. The record is from RefSeq and is a predicted model, not a curated record. The transcript is spliced from 4 exons. Lineage: Eukaryota; Fungi; Ascomycota; Eurotiomycetes; Eurotiales; Aspergillaceae. Gene Ontology annotation, molecular function: ATP binding; protein kinase activity. Gene Ontology annotation, biological process: protein phosphorylation. The coding region runs from base 1 to 2025 and encodes 674 amino acids.